UAUGAGCAGAGGGCAGGCUACUUCGGGGAUUUGAGCUGGUUAUUGUUUUGCUGAGAGCCAAGGCUGAGGAUGAAGAACUGGCACAUCGCUUUGAUCACCGGAAUCACCGGAGCUGUUGCCCUUGCCGUCGGACUCCUGAUCGGCCACUAUGCCAUCCUGAAGCAUGGCAACGCAGAACAGGGGCAUGACUCCAUUGGGGACAUUGACGAGUCCCUCAUCCAGCACUUCAUGAGCGAGAUUGACAACAAGCGGAUCGAGGACAACUUGAGGGAACUGUCUGAAAAGCCACAUAUGGCCACAACCAAAGGGGAUAUUGAUCUGGUCAAGUUGAUGUUAGACAGAUGGCAGAACAAAGAGACAGGUUUGGAUGAAGCAAAGAAGGUGACGUAUAAUGUGUGGUUGUCCUUUCCGCAGAAGGACAAACCUAACAGUGUUACUGUAGUUUUGCCAAAUGGGACGGAACUCUUCAAGUCGCAGAUGAAGGAGAAGAAUUACACCAAGGACCAGCUGGACCCAGACGUGGUGCAGCCCUUCGCAGCCUACGCUCCAGCAGGAACUCCCAAGGGCAGGCUAGUCUAUGCUAACUAUGGGACAAUGGAUGACUACCAGCAUUUGAACCAAACCAUUGACCUGAAAAACACAAUCGCUAUUGUUAAAUAUGGUGGUACUGGCCGGGGCAACAAGGGUAUAAAUGGUGCAAAGUUUGGGGUGACUGGAGUCAUCGUUUACACCGAUCCUGCUGAUAUAAACGACGGAAAGACCAGCGACAAAAAUGAAACCUACCCUCAUUCCUGGUACCUGCCCCCCUCUGGCGUUGAGCGCGGCUCCUACAAGCUCAAUUUUGGUGACCAGCUGACACCUUAUUACCCUGCCAAAGAUUAUACCUUCAGACAGGCUGAAUCUGAUGUCAAAGGUUUAUCACCCAUCCCUGCACAGCCCAUUGGGUUUGAAGAUGCACGUCAACUCAUCUGUGCACAGCCAAAAGUCCCCAUGGCUCAUAUUGAACCAACUGGUUUUGAGAUACCUGAACAGGGAAGAGAGGCACAGCUAAGAGAGGUGGGUGACCAGCUUGGGAUGAAUCUACAGAAUGAUCUGGAAUUUGGGAGAGAUAUAUCAAGGAAAAAUGGUGGCAACCAUGCUGAACGGUGUAACUCAAGGCUCUGUCACUGGGGCCACAAACAAGAUUCUCAGAAACUAACCGCAUGUUGCUUUGACUGCAGCGAGGUACAAGUCAACGUGUUCAACAAGCGGGAGGUAAAACCAUCAGACAAUGUGAUCGGAGUUAUCCGUGGGAGCGUAGAACCAGAUCGCUACGUAAUCUAUGGCAAUCACCGUGACAGUUGGGUCCAUGGUGCUAUCGACCCCAGUAGUGGCACUGCGGUCAUGUUGGAGAUCACCAGAGUCAUGGGCAAGAUGGUGAAGGAAGGCAAAUGGCGGCCACGCCGUUCAAUCAUUUUCGGCAGCUGGGGCGCGGAGGAGUUUGGUUUAAUCGGCUCCACAGAAUGGACCGAGGAAUACUACAAGAAACUGAUUGAGAGGACUGUGGGAUACAUCAACGUGGACAUUGCAGUGUUUGCCAAUGCCACCUUGAGAGCCAGUGGAUCCCCAGCGGUGCAGAGUGUGGUGUUUGACGCAGCUAAGCAGGUCUCAGCUCCUGGACACAGUGACCUGUCUGUCUAUGAAAACUGGAUGAAGCAUUCAAACCGAACAAGUGCUCUCCAUGGCCUCAUUCCAAACUUGGGGAGUCUGGGAGCAGGAAGUGACUAUGCACCCUUCUUCCAUUAUCUUGGGAUCAGCUCCAUGGACAUUGCUUACACAUACGACAAGACAAAAACAAAAGCUCGAAUCUACCCUGCUUACCACACAGGCUACGAUACUUUCGAUUAUGCUUCUCGUUUCAUUGACCCAGGUUUCACCAGCCACCAGACAGUCGGUAGGACAGCAGGCAAUGUCUUAAUGCGGCUGGCUGACAGUGUCAUCCUCCCUCUCAAUAUCAGAGACUACAGCGAGGCCAUCGACCAGCUCUACAACACAGCAGAGAGGGACUUCGCUCCAGAGCUCCUGAGGCAGAAUAUCUCCCUGGAUCCUCUACAUUCUGCCGUAAAGAAGCUAAAGGAAGCUGCUGAGGGUCUUCACACUCGAAUAUCUGAGCUGAGGGAUCAGCAAGUAAGACACGUCAUCUACGCGUCAAAGAAUUCAGAUGUGGAAACAUUUCCCGGACUAGCCGAUGCUUACCAGCGUGCCCUGGCCAAUGGAAAUGCCUGGGAUGAUGUUCGGAAGCACCUCACGGUAGUUACUUACACUCUGGAGAGUGCAGCCUCAACCCUGGAGGCUGUGAUCUAGCAGGCAUCUCUAGGCAACCUUUCAUUGAAACCAAGUAACCACAAUAAAAAAAUGAUGCGUUUA
Chiloscyllium plagiosum (whitespotted bambooshark) is the source of this 2406-nucleotide messenger RNA. Lineage: Eukaryota; Metazoa; Chordata; Chondrichthyes; Orectolobiformes; Hemiscylliidae. The record is from RefSeq and is a predicted model, not a curated record.